Messenger RNA from Varroa destructor (honeybee mite), 1189 nucleotides. RefSeq names its product translation initiation factor IF-2-like. The record is from RefSeq and is a predicted model, not a curated record. Lineage: Eukaryota; Metazoa; Arthropoda; Arachnida; Mesostigmata; Varroidae.
UGCCGCUGGCAAACCAGCCGUUGUUGCCAAUCCAGCUGCUGCUGGCGAACCAGCUGUUGUUGUCAACCCAGCUGCUGUUAGCAAGCCCGCUCCGGCUGAAAAAUCAGCUGUUGUUGCCAGUCCAGCUGCUGCUGGCGUACCACCUGCCGCUGGCAAACCAGCCGUUGUUGCCAAUCCAGCUGCUGCUGGCGAACCAGCUGUUGUUGCCAACCCAACCUCUGUUAGCAAACCAGCUGCUCCUGGCAAACCAGUUGUUGCCAAUCCAGCUUCUGUUGGCAAACCAGCUGUUGUUGCCAACCCAGCUGCCGCUGGUAAACCAGCUGUUGUUGCCAACCCGAAUUCUGUUAGCAAACCAGCUGUUGUUGCUAAUCCAGCUGCUGCUGGCGACCCAGCUGUUGUUACUAACCCUGCUGCUGUUGGUAAACUAGCUGCUGCUGGCAAACCAGCUGCUGUUGCCAACCCAGCUUCGAUUGGUAAACCAGCUGCUGCUGGCAAACCAGCUAUUGUUGCCAAUCCAGCUGCUGCUGGCAAACCAGCUGUUGUUGCCAACCCAGCUUCUCUUGGCAAAUCAACUGUUGUUGUCAAUCCAGCUGCUGUUGGUAAACUAGCUGCUACUGGCGAACCAGCUGUUGUUGCCAAUCCAGCUGCUGCUGGCGAACUAGCUGCUGUUGUUGUUGAACCAGUUGCUGUUGUUGCUGAACCAGCUAUUGUUGUCAACCCAGCUGCUGCUAGCGAACCAGCUGCUGCUGUUGUUGCACCAGUUGCUGUUGUUGCCAACCCAGCUGCUGUUAGCAAACCAGCUCCCGCUGAAAAAUCAGCUGUUGUUGCCAAUCCAGCUGCUGCUGGCGAAUCAGCUGCCGCUGGCAAACCAGCUGUUGCCGCCAACCCAGCUGCUAUUGGCGAACCAGCUGCCGCUGGCAAACCAGCUGUUGGUACCAACCCAGCUGCUGCUGGCAAACCAGUUGUUGUUGCCAAUCCAGCUUCUGUUGGCAAACCAGCUGCCACUGGCAAACCAGCCGUUGUUACCAGUCCAGCUGCUGCUGGUGAACCAGCUGCUGUUGUUGUUGAACCAGUUGCUGCUGUUGUUGAACCAGUUGCUGUUGUUGUUGAACCAGCUGCUGCUGUUGCUGAGCCAGCUACUGCUGUAGUCAAUUGAGCUGUUUCUGUAGUCAUCCCAGCCGUUGCUAUA